Messenger RNA from Cadophora gregata, 2289 nucleotides. RefSeq lists its product as uncharacterized. NCBI's taxonomy places the organism in Eukaryota, Fungi, Ascomycota, Leotiomycetes, Helotiales, Ploettnerulaceae. The transcript has 4 exons. The record is from RefSeq and is a predicted model, not a curated record. Bases 460 to 2199 code for a protein of 579 amino acids.
UGUGGGAACCGCAAUAAUCUACCAGGCUGAAAACGUCCAAAUAAACUUCGCACCUCCCGCAGCGUCCAUGUAAGAUGCCGAUCUGCAAGGGACUUCUUUCGUCUCAUUGGUUUCGUCGUACUUUGUUCCAGUCCUCUGGUGGUAGGAAGGAGGUGUAACUUACCGCCACUGACCAUAUCAUCUCCGUGCCGCAAAAUUCGUCCCAUAUCCAGCUCAGCCUGAGGCGAAGCUAUUCAGGAAUGAGCCAUGCCUGCCUACGUAUUCCGUGGGAGCCAUGGGCAUCUUUACAUGGCAUUGUCCUCUUGGCGAUGAUCCUUCGAUAGCUUCUAGGAAGCCAGCAGUAGUUCUACUUAUAUAAACAAGAAGAUAUGUUGUUCAUUUGUUUUGGAUUUGUGUCAUCAUCAAAGUCAUACUUGAAUUUCACACCUUUUCCUUCAUUCUUAUCCAUAAUCGAACAUAAUGGUUCUGCUUAAGCCGCUCUGUGUUCUAGGAGCACUGCUUCCUCUCACAGUUCAAUCAAAGCCAUAUUGCCCAUUGCUGGGACCCGACUUUCCAGCUCCCAAGAAUCUCUCGUCCAGUCCAUCAUUCCAAGCAGCGAUUACGAAUCUCACCCAGCUCCUUACUACAGCACAAACAUCUGGCAACACUUCAUAUGGACCAUUCGAUGCCGUGAAUACAUCGUAUUCUGUAGAGUUCUUCUCGAUACAUGAUACAGCGCCGUUGUUUACGAGUAACUAUGGCGCGCCUUCGCUCUCAAAAGCCAAGUAUGGAGUCAAAACCGUGGAUCCGGAGUCGGUGUACAGGAUCGGAAGUGUCACCAAGCUCAUGACUGUGUACACUGCCCUCAUACAGUGCGGUUCCAAUCACUUCAACGAGCCCAUCACGAAAUACAUCCCAGAACUGCAGCAAGCAGCACAAACCCUGAAUGCCACAUCGAACCCACUCGACCACCCAUCAUGGGAAGAGAUUACCCUUGGCGAGCUCGCCAGUCAGCAAUCAGGUAUAGGUCGUGACUAUGCUGCCUUUGGCGAACUUAGCGGCCUUCUUCGACCACUUUCCAACCCAGCAGCUCUUGGCUUACCUCCUCUCAAUUCUUCCGAAGCAGCAAUAUGUGCAGGAGGUUCUUUCUGCACCCGUGAACAAUUCUUCAGGGGAUUUACGCAACGCCAUCCAGUGUAUGCUCCUGCCACAGGUGCAGUCUACUCAAACGUAGCAUUUCAACUCCUUGCUUAUGCAGUGGAGAAUAUCACUGGCAAGGCGUUUCCAGAGCUCGUGGAGGAAAGUCUAUUCAGACCGCUAGGCUUGACUGGAUCGUACUGGGAUAUCCCGAAAGAUAACUCGACUGGUGUUGUUAUUGAUGCCACAGUCUGGAACCUUGAUUUCGGCGAUGAAACUCCAGCAGGAGGCAUGUACAGCACCCUAAGCAACUUAACCGCCAUCGCCCGAUCGAUCCUCUCCUCUUCCCUCCUCACACCCGCACAAACAAGAAAAUGGAUGAAACCCCUCUCCUUCACGUCAGGACCCGAUUAUGCGGUUGGAGCUCCCUGGGAAAUCCGCCGCAUUCACACAGCACCCAACAACCGCAUUAUAGACAUAUACACCAAGACGGGUAACCUUCCCGGCUACGAUACUCUUCUCGUCCUCGUCCCGUCUCUAGACGUAGGUUUCAAUGUCUUGACAGCUGGCGUGAAUACACCUACAAAUGUCAUCAUGCUCAGCAAUCUCUUCUCAGACACACUCAUCCCCGCUGCGGAAGCAGCAGCCAGGGAAGAAGCUACCGCGACUUAUGCUGGCACUUACACAUCCUCUAACACUUCUCUAAACUCCAGCAUCACUCUUGCAAUCGACGACACCAAGCCUGGAAUUGGCGUCGCCUCCUGGUAUAGCAACGGUACGAAUAUGCUCACAUCAAGCUCUUUCGCUCCAGGCUCAAGCGUACGGCUCUAUCCUACAGGAUUAUCGCGGGCUAUGGAGGGGUGUACAGAUGUUGAGGUGGGUUUCAGAGCUGUGUUUGAGAAUCUGGAAAGUGGAGGUGUUGGCGGGACGUUCACAACGAGCUGUCAAAGCUGGGGACUGGUGGAGGCGGUAUAUUGGGGGACGGUGGGAAGUGAUGAGUUUGUGGCGAGGAUUGGAAAUGAUGGGAAAGCAAAGAGCAUUAGUCCGAGGGCAUUGAGGGUUGAGUUGGUGAGGAGUACGUGAAUACAUGGAUGAGGGGAAUUGAUAGAAUGCAGUAAUGUUUUUGUAGGUCUAAUGUGGCAACAUAGAAUUCUAAAUAUUUCAAUGUAACGA